AAGGUUUACAACCGCCGGCGACAAGUAUUUUGCUGCAAACCGUCUUCGAUUAUGAAUCCUAGUAGUAGAAUGGCGCGCGAUCCUCGACUAGCGAGACUUCAGUCCCAAUCAACUCCCACUCCUCCAAGUUCUUCCGAAGCUCCUGCUCCGGUCAUCAACACUGCCCACAGUACAUUGUCAACACUUCAAUAUCAAGCCAUUAACCAAUACCCCGAGCAAGCAAAUACCCCGGCAUACAAAUCUCGCCCCCUUUUCUGUGUAGUCUGUGCUAGCAAUCAAAACAGGUCAAUGGAGGGACACCAUGUUCUCGCUAAGGCCGGAUUUCAUGUUAUUUCGUCAGGGACGGGCUCAGCGGUGCGCUUACCUGGACCGUCAAUAGACAAGCCUAAUGUCUACAACUUCGGAACUCCUUACAACUCCAUAUACGAAGAGUUGCAGACGAAAGAUCCUCGAUUAUAUACAGCCAACGGGGUUCUUCAAAUGAUAGAUCGUAACCGGCGAAUCAAGCUUGCCCCAGAACGUUGGCAAGAGAGUAAAAUGGUUGCCGACAUUGUUAUCACCUGCGAAGAACGAUGUUUUGAUAUUGUGUGCGACGACCUCCUGGCUCGAGGAGGGGAUUUUAAUCGACCUGUUCAUAUUGUCAACGUUGAAAUCAAGGAUAAUCACGAAGAAGCAUUGCUCGCUGGUAAAGCCAUUCUUGACCUUGCUACAGCGAUUGAAGCUGCUGAAGAUAUUGAUGAAGAGUUUGACAGGAUAUUAGAGGUCCAGCAGACGAAACACCCUCAUGCCCUUUUGCAUGCAGUUGCUUUUUAUUAAGGCAAUCUCUGUGGAAAUAUAACCCACCUGCUAGCGAUCUAAUUUCAAGCUCCUCCAACACAUUCAAUCAGGAGGAUGUACAUACACUAAGUAGUUCAAGAUAUGUAUCUACGAUAGAAUAAAAGUUGUGAUCCAAAAUCUCCUAAGUACACUAGAUGUUCAU
Molecule: messenger RNA, 979 nt
Organism: Lentinula edodes (shiitake mushroom)
Lineage: Eukaryota; Fungi; Basidiomycota; Agaricomycetes; Agaricales; Omphalotaceae
Product: Ssu72-like protein-domain-containing protein
Exons: 7
Coding region: 52-816 (254 amino acids)
Biological process (GO): termination of RNA polymerase II transcription
Cellular component (GO): mRNA cleavage and polyadenylation specificity factor complex; nucleus
Molecular function (GO): RNA polymerase II CTD heptapeptide repeat phosphatase activity
Source: RefSeq, a predicted model, not a curated record